This is a messenger RNA of Paraglomus occultum, 2934 nucleotides long. The record is from the annotation of a GenBank genome assembly. Lineage: Eukaryota; Fungi; Glomeromycota; Glomeromycetes; Paraglomerales; Paraglomeraceae.
AUGGGGGUACCCAAAAAAUACCACUUGCUGUUAUUCUUCCUUCGUGCGUCGAGCUUAGUUCCUGCAUCAUACGCCUGCGCAAUGUUUCUAUAUGGAGUCGAUGAUUUGUCGACGCAUUAUGCCAAGGGACUGGCAGUGAAAAUUACUUGGAUAGAUUAUCUUAUUGCUUGCAUGUGGUGCAUGCUAGCUGGACUCUGGAGUUAUUGGUUAGCUGACUCGCUCAUGCGUCGCUGGAUAUUCUACUACAAAGUAAGCAGUGCAAUAAUCCGUCUGAUUUCACUCCAAGCAAUAAACUGGGUCGCUACUUCCUACGUGGCUUCUCAUUAUGGUCCCGAUCAACCAGUUUGGACAUGGAUCGUAGUCAGUUGCAUUCUCGCUGUAGCCAAUAUUAUUCAAUGGCUGUUCUUAUCCACCGGACAUCAUCACGAACCCGCAACUAGCCGCUCUACUGUCUGGAAGGAUAUUAUGAAAUUUAUACUCAUACCAUUGUCCAUUGUUUCGUUCCUGACUAUGGUUGCACUUCUUGAACAAGAGGCGACACUAAGAUAUCCAGCUCGAUUUUCUCAAGGAGGUUACAGGCUUUCUACGAAUUUGACACUCGACGACUUUCAAUCGACGUCUCGAGUAAAAGUACUUAUGGUUGUCCUAACAUCUUGGACUGAAAGCGGUUUUCAUAAACGUCAAAUGUUUAGAGAGAGUUCGGCCAAACUCAUACCGCCCCAUUCGGAUCGUAUAAGCGUUGCUUAUAGAUUUAUCGUCGGGUCUCCGACAUCAGUAAAAAAGCGCAAGGAGUUGGGUGAUAAACUCAUGACUGAGAAUGAACAGUACAAAGACUUGGUUAUUGUGCCGGCUGGUGAUUCGUACGAAGAACUGAGUCAUAAAGUUUACAAGGCAUUUGAGUGGACUAACGGUUUUGCGUUUGAUUACAUAGUGAAGACUGACGAUGAUAUGUUUGUGAGAAUGGACGUUGUCACUAGAGAGUUGGAUGAGUUGGGACCGAUGAGAAAAUAUUAUUGGCGAGGACUUGGGUAUUGGAAUAUCCCCCCGAUUCAAGAUUCGUCAAACAAGAAUGCCGCAUUCGACUACAAACUUCCAUUAUUCCCGCCAUUUACUGCUGGCGCCUUGUAUAUACUUUCGCGCGACUUAAUAUCUUUAAUUGUAACCGACACCCCGCGUGUUUUCACCAAAAACGAAGAUCAAAAUCUGGGCAUCUGGCUUUUCCCAUAUAAUAUUCAACCUAUUCAUGACAAGCGCAUACAACAAGCCGACGUUUGUGAGGACGAUAUGAUUGCAAAACAUUUCAGCGACUCGUACGGUAUCACGCGGUCAAUGAAGGACAUGUACGAAAACGUGAUAAAUAGGAGGAGAAUGUGCGAAGGGUUUACACAAACAUAUUGCGCUUUGUGCUAUUCAUGUGGUGGACGGGUGAAUCAUUGGAGGGAAUGGGGCUUUGAAUGUGAUGAUACUAAAGGGAUCACGUUGCUCAAUCAACCAAAGCUGUUUCUUCCAGAUGCGGCAUAUGCUAUCAAGUUAUUUGAUAGAGAGAAUAUGACUAUCGGAAGUAAGGAAGAUGAGUGGAUAAUAGAAGGACUUUUGUCGAAGCAUUCAUCAAUAUAUUCUGAUACUGAACAGUGGUAUUUGCUUCAUUGGAUGCUUUGGGUGACUGAUCAAUCGACAUUCCUAGAGCGUCAUUAUAAAACAAUAGAAAUGAUAUGGGUUCAUACACCCAAUGCUGUCAUCUUCGUAGUCAGCACUACUCUUCCAUCGGAUUUCUUUUCUCAUUAUCAAAAGCAAGGUUAUCAAAUUCACGUUAUAAAAAUAAGCAAGGACCUGUUGAUCGAGCGCCAAUGGUAUUUAGGAUGGAAUUCUCGCGAUUGGCUUAAAUACUGGGACAAAUGGCAAAAUUCACAAUUUUUCGUUUAUCAUAUGGCUGACUUUGUGCGAUAUGUUUUAUUAUACAAAUACGGGGGAAUGUAUAUGGAUAUGGAUGCCCUCUGGAUACACGCUCCGCCCGACAAUCAAAUGGAAUUUAUUGGAUCCGAUUAUUCUAGUGUAGACGCUGAUAGAGAAUGGACACUUGACGAAAAGAAUACUUAUCUGGCUAAUGGUGUAAUGAGGCUUCGUAAGGGACGAGCUAUGCUUAGAGAAAUUACCGAGAAAGCCUUAGAUCCUUCCAAUUAUUCGGUUUAUUGUUUUAAUUGUGUUGGACCGCGUGCCUUGACUAUGUAUGUUAGGGAUAAUAGGAAAAUUCUUGAACAGAGCGGUCUGGUCAUUCUCCCAAAUUAUAUUUUAUACCCAAGAGACUAUCUUAAGAUACCUACUUUGUUGAAGCAGGAUAAUAAAGCAGCCGCAGAACUUGGAUCUAUUGGAAAAAGAUCGUGGAGCAUACAUUUGUUCGGCAAGAUGACUAAUCACUUGGUUAUAGAGAGUGCGAGUGUCGUUGGAUUAACUAUAAAGAAAUUUUCUCUUGAUAUUCCACAUCCACCAGCCCCGGAAACAUCAACAAGCAAGCCAGAUACUAAGAACACGCGCAAAUCAUAUCCAUUUACAUUAAGUGGACCGAAAACGUACAAAUAUACACUUCAAAGGAACAACAAUAAAUUUGCUGGAUCUUUUAAUGGUCAAUUCAAUGGGUUCGAUGCCAUAUUCCUUAGAGGUGGUACGGGUAAAUGUAAGAAAGCAACGAUAAGCAUAAACGCCGCUGUAGGACGAAUGUCAUUUGGUCAUCUUGGCGGGAUGUGGAGCAACACUACUAUAACCAUCGAUGGGGCAACAAAGAAGGAUGUUAAUGCUAUAUUGAAUGGUUUGACGUAUCAUCCAAAUGAAUUGUUGAAACCUGGAAAGGAUAAAGUUACGGUUGGAAUUGAGUUUGAUGGUCAUUUGGCGUCUAUUGAGAUUGACGUGUUGGUGCCUCAGAUUGAUAUCGGGAUUUAA